AUGCUAGAUAAAACUAAGACCAGAGGCAAUGUAGGCCCACUGCUGACUGAGGUGGGUGCCCUGGUGACAGAGGAUACAAAGAAGGUGGAAUUGCUGAACACCUUCUUUGCCUCUGUGUAUAGUGAUGGAGGAUGUCCACAGGAGCCCCAGACCACUAGGGCCAUCAAGGAAGUCAGGAAAAAAGAUGAGUUUGCCUUGGCUGAUGAGGACUGGGUUAAGGAUCAGUUAAGUAAUCUGGACAUCCUAAAAUCCUUGUGCCCUGAUGGGAUGCACCCAUGGGUGCUGAGGUUACUGGUGGAUGUCAUUGCUAGGCUGCUCUCCCAGAAGGGCCGGGGGCUGCUUACAGUCCUUCGGCAGCCGCCCUUCGCUCAGCGGGUGCCGCGGAGCCCCGCGCUGCCCUCCCGUAACUCCGGAGCGGCGGCGUUCGCUUCUCGGCUGCUUCUUCGGGAGAAACGAGUUGAGGUGCCGGUGCUUGCCGUGUCGCUGGAGCCUGGCAGAAGCGCGCGUCUGAGAACUGUACCAAAGGCCGUAACUACGGUGAGCUGUUACAGUGAUAAAGUUUACACUGUAUAUGGUCCUCAGGAGUGUGGACCUGGCAAGCUUCUUUCUUUGGGUGUCAGUAAGAGGCUUUUGACCAUGAGCAGUUCUGCUCCACCUAAAGAUAAUGGGAAUAAAAAGAAGAAAUUCAAACGAGAUGGGUGGCCACACUCCCCUUCACGUGUCCUUCAUAUUCGUCAAAUUCCAGGUCAAGCUACUGAAUCAGACAUAAUUUCAUUGGGUCUCCCUUUUGGCAAAGUUACCAACAUCUUGAUGCUAAAAGGGAAAAAACAGGCACUUUUGGAAAUGGCUUCUGAAGAUAGCGCUCGUGCUGUGAUGAAGUACUACACUAUGGCAACACCUCACCUCCACAGCCAGCCUGUUCAGAUUCAGUAUUCCUACCACAAGGAGCUUAAGACUGACAAUCUAGCUAAUCAUGCUAGAGCUCAGGCUGCAUUACAAGCUGUGAAUACUCAGCAGUGUGGAAGCUUGGAUGUUAUAAAUGGUCUUCCUCCUGGAGGUGGGUUCUGUCCAAGUUCUGUUCUUCGAAUCAUGGUUGAAAAUGUUUUCUACCCCAUCACAUUGGAAGUGCUCCUUCAGAUUUUCUCAAAAUUUGGAUCUGUUUUGAAGAUUAUCACCUUCAGUAAGAACAAUAAAUUCCAAGCUCUGCUGCAGUAUGCUGAUCCAAUGAAUGCAUAUUAUGCCAAAAUGACUCUAGAUGGCCAGAGUAUCUACACUGGCUGCUGCACUCUGCAUGUUGAUUUCUCCAAGUUAGCUAACCUGAAGGUAAGGUUCAACAAUGAAAAGAGCAGAGAUUUCACUCGCUUUGACCUUCCUUCUGGUAAUGGCCACCGAGCCCUGGCGCCACCUGCUGCCUUUGGGACCCCAGGUCUCUUUCCAACAUAUGCAGGGGCUUCUGGGUUUACUCCAGCUUUGGACUUUGCUCAAGGUCUUUCAGUUCCACCUCUUCCUGGAGCACUGUGUUCUCAAGCAAUGGCUACAUCUGCAGCAUCUGGACAGAUGACUAUUCCUGGUCUUAUAAGUCUUCCACUAACUUCUGUUUUGCUUGUCAGCAAUCUGAACCCUGAAGCCAUCACACCCCAUGGACUUUUCAUCCUGUUUGGUGUGUACGGUGAUGUGCAACGUGUGAAGAUCAUGUUUAAGAAAAAAGAUAAUGCUCUGGUUCAGAUGGCAGAUGUAGCUCAGGCUCAAUUAGCUAUCUUCCACUUGAAUGGACAGAGGCUUUAUGGAAGGGUCCUCCAUGCUACUUUUUCAAAACAUUAUACGGUUCAACUUCCUCGUGCGGGACACGAUGACUAUGGUCUGACAAAGGACUAUAGCCAUAGCCCUUUACAUCGCUUUAAGAAUCCUGGCUCUAAGAAUUUCCAGAAUAUCUUUCCUCCAUCUGAUACCCUGCAUCUCUCCAACAUCCCGACUUUUGUUACUGCUGAAGAACUGAAGGAUCUUUUUGCAAGUACAGGAUCUACUGUGAAAGCCUUCAGAGUUUUCCAGACAGAUUGCAGAAUGGCUCUGAUCCAGCUGGGCUCUGUGGAAGAAGCAAUUCAAGCUCUCAUUGAGCUUCACAAUCAUGACUUCGGAGAAAAGCAUCACCUCCGAGUUUCCUUUUCAAAAUGUCCACUCUGA
Molecule: messenger RNA, 2181 nt
Organism: Calypte anna (Anna's hummingbird)
Lineage: Eukaryota; Metazoa; Chordata; Aves; Apodiformes; Trochilidae
Gene: PTBP3
Product: polypyrimidine tract binding protein 3
Exons: 17
Coding region: 1-2181 (726 amino acids)
Biological process (GO): mRNA processing; regulation of RNA splicing
Cellular component (GO): nucleus
Molecular function (GO): mRNA binding
Source: RefSeq, a predicted model, not a curated record